AUGGCGUCGGCGGUACGGGCCGGGCGGCGGCUGCGGCAGGCGGUGGAGGGAGGCGAGCUGGCGGGGCUGGCCGCCGGCCUGCGGGCCGAGCUGGAGGCGGCACUGGCCUCCGAAGGCGCCCUGGUGCCCUUCAGCCUGCUGCGGAGGCUGCACGCCGCGCUGCGGGAGGCAGGGUCCCCGCUGUACCUACACGAGCUCCUGGAAGGCAGCGAGAUCGACCUGCCCGAGGUGCCGGUGCCGCCGCGGAACCCCGAGCUGGUGGCCCGGCUGGAGCGGAUAAAGGCCAAGCUGGCUAACGAGGAGUACCGGCGGAUGACCCGCAACAUCACCGGCCAGGAGAUGAAUGGGACAUUGGCUGAAUUCGGGAGGCAAGUUCGCUCUGUUAAAGCCGUUGUCAUCACCAUCUUCAACUUCAUUGUCACCGUGGUGGCCGCCUUCGCCUGCACGUACCUGGGCAGCCAGUACGUCUUCGCUGAGACCGCGGCGCACGUCCUGUCAGCGGUAAUUGUGGCCUCGGUGGUUGGCUUGGCUGAGCUGUAUGUAAUGGUGCGGACCCUUGAAGGGGACCUGGGGAAACUAUAAUCGCACGCGUCCCCGGGAACUGCGGCCCUCGUGCUGGAGGCUUUUGCCCUCCCCAGGAGUCAUUAAUUUGGGGCAGGUUUAUCUUCUACCAUCUGUUUGUACCUGCUCCUGCUACCGGGAAGACUGCUGCAUUCCUCAGGCCUCGUCCUUUGCUUCCCGCUCCUUAACGUUCCUGAAAUGAAUCAUGGAUUAAAAAUCCCGCAGCUGCAGAACAGAAGAGGGAACAGCUGUGGACUCUCACCACCCCAGCACAGAGAGGGGUGUUAGCUCCCGCCGUUCCCGUUCUCCUGUGAAGUUGCUGUCCUUUUAUUCUGGAAAUAAAUAACAUUGUGUGUUUGCAACCUUC
This is a messenger RNA of Gymnogyps californianus (California condor), 928 nucleotides long. RefSeq names its product transmembrane protein 199 (gene VMA12). The record is from RefSeq and is a predicted model, not a curated record. The transcript is spliced from 6 exons. NCBI's taxonomy places the organism in Eukaryota, Metazoa, Chordata, Aves, Accipitriformes, Cathartidae. Bases 1 to 582 code for a protein of 193 amino acids. Gene Ontology annotation, cellular component: endomembrane system. Gene Ontology annotation, biological process: vacuolar proton-transporting V-type ATPase complex assembly.